CCGUGGGAAAACGGAGAAAGAAUCACUUAUUACUUGAUGCAUGUGUAGCUGGCCUCCUCAUCAGCCACCUGCCAUUGCUCUCCAUUAAUUAAGGCCUCCCCCAACCCUAUAAAUCCACGCCUACUGCUCGCACUCCAUUCACGGUUCUCCAAGGUCAACAAGAGUGAGUGGGGAGAGAGCUAGAGAUAGAGGCCGCGCGCCAUCACUACCAUGGAUCGGCAGCUGCUGAGGACGGUGAAGCAGGCGACGAUGGACCACGCCGGCCUCAUGUACCACCGUCUCGUGGGCCACAUCCCGCACCUCCUCGCGGUCACGCUGCUCGCCGUGGUGGCGCCGCAGCUGUCGACGCUCACGCCGGACAAGGCGCGCGCCCUGUGGCUGUGGGCCACCGUGAACGCGCCGGCGCUGGCCAUGGCGUGCUGGGCGGCGGCGCUGGCGGCGUACACGUACGCGUCGUCGCGGCCGCAGCCGGUCUACCUGGUGGACCUGGCCGGGUACAAGCCGCCGGCGGAGCUGGAGGCGUCGCGCGCCAAGACCAUCGUCCACUUCCAGCGGUGCGGGCGGUUCAGCGAGCAGAGCAUGGCGUUCCAGAAGCGGAUGCUGGAGCGGUCCGGCCUCGGCGAGGCCACGCACUUCCCCAUGUCGCUCAUCCGGCUGCCCGUGGACAUGUGCGACCGGACGGCCAUGGAGGAGUCCCACGCCGUCAUCUUCGGGGUCGUCGACGAGGUCCUCCGCAAGUCCGGCGUGGCGGCCGGCGACGUGGGGGUGCUCAUCUUCAACUCCAGCCUGCUCAGCCCGACGCCGUCCUUCACGUCGCUCAUCGUCAACCGCUACAGGUUCCGCGACGACGUGGUGACGCACAACCUCAGCGGCAUGGGGUGCAGCGCCGGCAUCAUCGCCAUCGACCUCGCCAAGCGACUGCUCCAGGUACACCGGAACACGUACGCGCUGGUGGUGAGCACGGAGAACAUCACCCUCAACGCCUACAUGGGCAACAACCGACCCAUGCUGGUGACCAACACGCUCUUCCGCGUCGGCGGCGCCGCCAUCCUCCUCACCAACCGGGCCGGCGACCGGGCGCGCUCCAAGUACCAGCUCAUCCACACGGUGCGCACCCACCGGGGAGCGCACGACCAGAGCUACGGCUGCGUGACCCAGGAGGAGGACGAGGUGGGCGAGGUCGGGGUCGCCCUCUCCAAGGAGCUCAUGGUGGUCGCUGGCGAGGCCCUCAAGACCAACAUCACCACGCUCGGCCCGCUCGUCCUCCCCAUGUCCGAGCAGCUCCGCUUCCUCGCCACCGUCGUGCUCAAGAAGGUCUUCCGCGCCCAGGUCAAGGCGUACCUCCCCGACUUCAAGCUCGCGCUCGACCACUUCUGCAUCCACGCCGGCGGCAGGGGCGUCCUCGACGAGCUCGAGAACAGCCUCAAGCUCACCCCCUGGCACAUGGAGCCCUCCCGGAUGACGCUCUACAGGUUCGGCAACACCUCCAGCAGCUCCCUCUGGUACGAGCUCGCAUACUGCGAGGCCAAGCGCCGGAUCAAGAAGGGAGACCGCGUCUGGCAGAUCGCAUUCGGCUCAGGCUUCAAAUGCAACAGCGCCGUCUGGAGGGCGCUGCGUACCGUCGACGACGCCGGCGAGAACCCGUGGAUGCAGGACCUCCACCUGCUCCCCGUCGACGUGCCCAAGGUGGUGCCCAUCGACGAGACCUCUUACCAAGUCCCAAUAAUCUAGCUCUAGCUCUAGCUUGCUAGCUAGCUACCUCUGGCUUUCCGUCGUCAGUCCAGCAUUAUCACCAAUUCUCAUCAGGCUUAUUUAAUUUAUUUUAAUUAGGCGGUCGAGGGUUUUUACUCUAUGUUUUGAUUAAUAACUUCUUUUUAUCAUGUACGUAAAUCUCAAUGAACUAGCAACAAAUCCCAAUCGAUUUAUCUACAUGCAUUAAUUAGUGUUGCCGUGGA
Hordeum vulgare subsp. vulgare (domesticated barley) is the source of this 1955-nucleotide messenger RNA. RefSeq names its product probable 3-ketoacyl-CoA synthase 20. The record is from RefSeq and is a predicted model, not a curated record. Lineage: Eukaryota; Viridiplantae; Streptophyta; Magnoliopsida; Poales; Poaceae. Gene Ontology annotation, molecular function: acyltransferase activity, transferring groups other than amino-acyl groups. Bases 211 to 1731 code for a protein of 506 amino acids. Gene Ontology annotation, biological process: fatty acid biosynthetic process. Gene Ontology annotation, cellular component: membrane. The transcript has 2 exons.